GAUAGAUAGUAGGCUAGUGCUCUAAACAGUGAAAGUUCAUGGUUUUGUUUGCAUUGGUAGGUGGCGACGUGAGUCAAUGUCCUUCCUUCAGGAUCACACAGAACUAAUAACUUCCUGACAUGUAUCGAAUAUCUCACUUCCGAUCUUCUCAACGCCAGGCUUCUCUCAGAAGAGAAAUAUCCAGGAAUAUGAUUCCGAAGUCGAAUAUAAAUCACAAAUGAGUCUCAAUGGGUAUAAAAUAACUCUACAUAGCGCUGUAAGGUCGGUUACAACCAAAAAUGUUAGUCAGAAAAGGGUGUUUUCGCUGUCAGCGCGGAUGUGUGAUACGAGUUAGUUAAAGACUAAACACUCGUAACAUUUUACUCACUACAUCCAGCAUCUUCAUUAAAUGCCAUAACUCACGAAAAUGAAAACCUCAGUUUUACUUAUAUGCUUUUUGCUCGCAAAAGGUGUGUUUAGUGAUGUUGUGAAUUCAGUGCUGGAGGGCGAUUCUGUCACGCUACACACUGAUCUUACUGAUUUACUGAAAUAUGAACGUAUACUGUGGACAUUUGGACCUGGCCGCACUCGUAUAGCUCAGAUCAACAAUGUAGUCAAUAAGAUCUCAGUAUACAAUGAUGUUCUUGAUGGGAAAUUCAGAGACAGGCUGCAGCUGGAUGAUCGGAGUGGAUCUCUGACCGUCACAAACACCACAACUGAAGACUCUGGACUUUAUGAACUGCAGACCGUUGGUGGGAAAGAGGUCCCGCCAAAGACGUUCAGUAUCAUUGUUUCUGCUCCUCUGCCGGUUCCUGUCAUCACCAGAAAUUCUUCUCAAUGUCCUUCACCAUCAGGAUCAUCAGCGUCCAGAUGUGAGCUGCUGUGUUCAGUGGUGAAUGUGGGUCAUGUGACUCUCUCCUGGUACAAAGGGAACAGUUUAUUGUCCAGCAUCAGUGUGUCUGAUCUCAGCAUCAGUCUCUCUCUACCUCUGGAGGUGGAAUAUCAGGAUAAAAACAGCUACAGCUGUGUGAUCAACAAUCCCAUCAUCAACCAGACUCAACAUCUGGACAUCACUCAACUCUGUCACACAUGUUCAGUGGAUGCAUCAAGUUUAAUCCCAGAAGAUGGCUUACUCUUAAGUCACAUGGUGCUGAUCUGCGUUAGUGUUGUAAUUACUGUACUAGUCUUGGCUGCAGUUGGGAUGCUCAGUAUCUACUGGAAAUACAGGAAAACAAAUCAACCGGGCCAGGCCCCUAAACAAGAAUACACUGAGAUGAACAAUGGUUCUCCAGGUGACGAUUUGGCUGAGACAGAUGAACUGAAGACAGUAUCAGUGAAUGUGGGAGAGACGGUCACUCUAAACACUGGCGUUACUGCAGUAAAAAGUUUUGAUGUGCUGCAGUGGAGGUUUGGAGAAUUAAACACAGACAGCACAAACCCAUUCAUUGUCUUUGCCAGGCUGAAUGAACAAAACAAUUUUGAUGGUACUGGUCAUGAUGAGACAUUCAGAAACAGAGUACAGAUGGAUCAACAGAAUGGAUAUCUCACAAUUAGUGACAUCAGACACACAGACUUUGGAAUUUAUAAACUAAAUAUCUCCAGGAAUGGGAGAAAUGUGAUUUCCAAGACAUUUAUCGUCCUAGAUUCCUCAGAAAAAAGAGGGAAUGUGCCAGAGGAGACAAUAACGUUAAUGAAUGGAGAGAUUACUGCAAACACUCGUGUAUAGUGACUGUUACAUUAUCCUUUACUUUUUAUUUUUAUAAAACUUCUCUACUUUUCUUGAGCCUUUAAAAUGUUUAAAUGAACACUACGUAACAGUUCAUCUUUCUAUUCACUUUAACAUUUUUGUUUUGGUUAUUUUACUGUUUAUGGAAUAGGUUGCUAUUAACUGUGAUCUUGCCUGUGUUGCAGAUAUUUCUUUUAUAUACAAUGCAUGUUACAUUUUAGUUUUGAUCAGUGUUAAUGAACAAAACCACAUUUCUGAACGUUUUUUUUCCUCCCUCUAGUGGACAAUCUGUAUCUGUAAACAGUUUUAUAAUGUAAGUGAAAUGCUCCAACUUUGGUCUGAAGGUCAUUUCAGCCUCAUCAAGGACAAAAUAUUAAUUAAUUUUAUUACUAUAAUUACUAUUUUAUAAUAAUAAUAAUAAUAAACUUUUUCUUUUAAAGUAAGUCUCCUAUAAAUUGUGGGUAAACCUCUGACCGUUAUAUACAAUGCAAACACAGAUUUACUAUAAAAUCUGUAAAUUUUAACUACAUUGUAAGGUAACUUACAGUACAGUUAGCUUAUUAAUAGGAUUUUACAGAUUUAUUUUUUAAAAGAAGUGAGGAAAUUCGACAAAAAAUAGUUGACCUUCAACUUUGACCUAGAGGUGGCACUUACUUUCUAACACAAUCAUUUACUGUGUGCUCACACCACCUUCAAUAAAACAUUUUGACAUUUA
Molecule: messenger RNA, 2420 nt
Organism: Cyprinus carpio (common carp)
Lineage: Eukaryota; Metazoa; Chordata; Actinopteri; Cypriniformes; Cyprinidae
Source: RefSeq, a predicted model, not a curated record